Molecule: messenger RNA, 769 nt
Organism: Camelina sativa (false flax)
Lineage: Eukaryota; Viridiplantae; Streptophyta; Magnoliopsida; Brassicales; Brassicaceae
Product: putative NAD(P)H dehydrogenase subunit CRR3, chloroplastic
Biological process (GO): photosynthetic electron transport in photosystem I
Cellular component (GO): NAD(P)H dehydrogenase complex (plastoquinone); chloroplast thylakoid membrane
Source: RefSeq, a predicted model, not a curated record
AUCUUAAGUAAAAAAAUUCAAACCACACAAGUGAGGACUGAAGAGGAAGCAAUGGCGGUCUUAUCCACCAUCUUCUCCGUCACCACCAGAGCCUCAACGCCUCCUAUAGCGUCUCUAGCUAAUGACUCACCGUCUCCACUUCCUUCUUCGUCAUCACCGUCUAAGAAACCGGCAAAACUCAUCAAAGUGAGCAAACAAAUGGGAAACCAAAACCAGCAAUUACGGAAAUUACAACGGCGAGGCAACAACAAGCCUUCGAUAGCUCAGAUCGAGCGAGCGUUCGGCUCUGGAUCAUAUCUUGAUUCCGAAGGGGAAAUGGAUAUGAAUACAGUGUUUGAUGAGCUUCUAUUAGGCCAUACUAAUAAAUUCGAAGGAAAAAUUGAAAAGAAGCUGCGAGAGAUCGGCGAAAUCUUCGUAGCUCAAACGGAGACUAAGCUUCGUUCCUCCGGGAAACAAGUAUUGAUGUUUACAAUACAGUGGAUUCUUCCCAUAUGGAUUAUGUCUCUGCUCGUAGCUUGUGGAGCUAUUAAACUCCCUUUUAGCCUCCCGUUACUUGAUGACUUGAUCAUGUGAAUUCUACUAGCUACAAUCCAUGUCUCGUUACUUAUACUUUUACUGUGAUAUAUGGAUCAUAUAUGAUAGAGAUAUCUUUAUAGCUUCUACAAAUCUUGGUUAGAAAAUGGUGUAUGCAUAAACAGAAAGUUAUAAUCUUGCAGCUCUCUGCUUCAGCUAUAAAUAGUAAGUUGUUACAAAGUGGCAUUUCACUUCA